AUGAUAUUAAUGUUAGAAGAUCUGCCCAAUGAAUUACUUCUGUUUAUUUUCAAUCAUUUAUCAAUUAUUGACAUUCUUUGCUGUUUUUAUUGUCUCAACCGUCGGUUUUCAUCACUUAUUCAAACAAUAAAACAUCUUCAUAUUGAUUUUUCUUGUCAACCAUUGAGUAAAACUCAAUUUAUUUAUAUUAUUAAUCAACUUCAUACACUAAAUAUUAAAUCAAUACAAAUAUCAAAUCGUUAUUAUAUUGAUGCUAUACCAAUUUUUAUUUCAUAUAUUCUACGUACUAAACUCACUCAUCUUCGAUCAUUUACACUUAUUGAUGCUGAUCAAAAUACUAUCGUAAAACUUACGCAUAGCUAUCCAAAAUUAACAACACUUUCUAUAGAAUCAUUAUUGUGGCGAUCAAUGCCACGUCGUUUACUUCCUUAUUUUUCAAAUUUAACACAUUGUCGAUUAUCAACACUUGACUUACUCAAUGGUUGUCAUACAAAUAUAAUUAAUCUUACAUUAGAUCAUUGUACAACAGAUAAUCUUAUACAAUUAAAUACUUACGUUCCUAAUCUACGUUCUCUUACAUUAAUAUUAAAUAAUUGCAUAAAUAUUCCUGCUACAAUUAAUUUUCCUAUUCAUUUAGUUUCUCUUAAACUUAUAUUACGAUCAGUAUUAUUUAAUGAAUUUGAACGAUUAAUUAUGAUGAUAAAAUAUAUUAAAAAUUUAACUGUAUCAUUUAGUAAUACAGAACAUGAAGUUCAUUGUUUUGAUCAAUAUUUAUCUGGUGAAAGUUGGUUUGCGAUUAAUAAAUAUGUUGAUAAUCUUCAAUUUAAUAUUAUUGUUAAUCAAACAUUUGAAAUAUUUUUUAUUUCAAAUCUUAUUUCAAAUUUUAAUUGGUUUCAAAGAAAAAUAAUUUGUCAAACAAUUGAUAAUACAAAUGGUUAUCAUCUAUUUACAUUACCAUUUAUUGACGAAAUUUAUACUAUAAAUACAAAUAAUUUUCAACAUAUUAUGAUUAAUAGAAAUGAUUUUAAUCGUGUACAUCAUCUUCAUUUAACUAUUCCAAAUAAUGAUAUUCAAUAUUCCAAGAAUAUUGAAUCAAAUUGUAUUUAUCCAAAUUUACAAACAUUGACUAUAAUUGCUCAUUAUAUUAAUGAUACUAUGAUAUCUUUUAUUAAUAACCUUAUGAUAAACAGUUAUAUUCGAACGUUAGAACUUCGUUUUACAUCAACAAUAAAUAGUUGUCAUGAAUUUUUUGAUAAACUUAUUUUUUAUCUACCAUUAUCCAUUCAUACAUUAAUACUUAGUACAACAUGUACAAAUUUUUUUUCAAAUUUAUUGGAGAAUAGUAAUCAUUUACUUCCAAAUAUUAAACGACUGAUAUGUUCAGUCAAAAAUCAAGAUCAUUUUGAUACAUUAAUAUUACUUUUAUUAGAAGUAUUUCAGCGAAAAUCAUUGGUCUAUUUAAAUAUUUCAUUAGAAAAUUCAAGUAAAUCAUCAAAUUUAUUAUCUGGCUGGUUACUUAAAACAAAUUAUUUGAAAAAAGCAACAAUGAAAUGUUCGGAUCGACAGUGCACUAUUUGGUUUUAA
Molecule: messenger RNA, 1584 nt
Organism: Rotaria sp. Silwood2
Lineage: Eukaryota; Metazoa; Rotifera; Eurotatoria; Philodinida; Philodinidae
Source: the annotation of a GenBank genome assembly